UGUGUACCAUAUGGACAGGACUCGGGGGUGAAGAUUAAACCCGCUGCAGGUGUUGGAGAUCCUGUGAUGCAUUUGGAAAAGGAUUAGUGACUUGCAUUACUCUCUAAGAAACAGAAAAUGAAUGCAAAUGGAGAUUCUGAUUCGAAAGAAAGUGGAGAAUAUGAAGAUGACUUUGAAAAGGACCUGGAGUGGUUAAUUAAUGAAAAGGAAAAAAGUGAUGCCAGCAUUAUGGAGAUGGCUUGUCAGAAGGAAGAAAAUGUUAUCCAAGAAUCAAAAGAGAAUAAAACAGAAACAGAACACACCAGCCAGGUUUCUGAUUAUGACAGCUGUGUGAAGGAUGAAGUUUCACUCAGAAGCAAUGACAUUAUUUCCGUACCAAGUAUUCAACCCUUAGAUGCAGUCUCAGAUACAGACAGUGAAAACUCUUUCCAGGAAUCCAAACUGGAAGGCCAGAAAGAUCUGGAAGAAGAUGAGGAUGAGGAAGUAAGGAGAUAUAUAAUGGAGAAAAUCAUACAGGCUAACAAGAUUUUACAGAGUCAACCUGUGAAUGAUAAAAGGGAGAGAAAACUGAAAUUCAAAGACAAAUUAGUUGAUCUGGAAGUGCCCCCGUUAGAAGAAGUUGAUACUUCCAGAAAUUAUUUUGACAAUGAAAGUAAUAUGCAUGGAAAGCUGUCACAAUUAUGUAUUUCCAGUGAACUUGGACAUGAAAAUGUGCUCAUGUCAAUUACUGAUGGAAGCUGUGAAGAAAAUAAGGAUGGGAAGAUACUAGUAGAGAGAGAUGGAAAAUUUGAACUUCUCAAUUUACAAGACAUUGAGAGUCAGGGAUUUUUGCCCCCCAUUAAUAAUGCUAAUAAUACAGAAAAAGACCCUCAGCAGUUGUCACUCAGGUCCCGCAACUCUUCUGUCAGUGGUGUCAAGAAAGAAGAGUCUGCAGUGAUCAUUUCUGCUGCUAGUCACGCAUCAACAGGAGAGGCGCUGGCUUACGUCCCUCAGCCACCACCCAACCCCAGCACUCGUCCAGGCUCUGUCGCCUGCUCAGACCGCAGCAAAGGAAGUUGGAGAUCUAAUCAGAGGACACAGUCUGCAAAUGCAUCUCCAAUGACCUCAACAUACUGUCUCUCCCCCCGACAGAAAGAACUGCAAAAACAACAGGAACAAAAGAAGGAAAGGCUGAAGAGAGAGGAAGAACAACGGAAAAUAGAAGAAGAGAAAGAAAGGAAAAAAGAGAAUGAUGUGGUAUUUAAAGCAUGGUUGCAAAAGAAAAGAGAGCAGGUUCUAGAAACAAGAAGAAUUGAGCGAGCAAAACAAAUUGAAGACAUGAACAGUAGAGAAAACAGAGAUCCACAACAAGCCUUUCGAUUAUGGCUUAAAAAGAAACAUGAAGAGCAGUUGAAAGAAAGAAAGACAGAAGAACUGAGAAAGCAAGAGGAAUGCUUAUUCUUUCUUAAAGGAACAGAAGGCCGUGAAAAGGCCUUCAAACAGUGGCUAAGAAGGAAACGGAUGGAAACAAGAGCAGAGGAGCAGGCAGCCAAAGAGAGAGCGCGACAGCUCCGCCUGGAGGCAAGACGUUCUAGACAGUUACAGAACCACCUGUAUGAUAUGUCCGAAGCCAAGUGUUUUCGUUUUACUGAUCAUUACAACUGAGGACAUCCGUCUAUGGAAUGUCUUAUGCGACAGCUGCUCUCAUCAGGAUUUUGUAUAUCAUUUCUUAUUGCCUGUGUGCUUUGGUUAUAUUCUAAAUUAUGGAAAUGAUGUUUAUGUUUGGGUGUUAACAGUGAAUUUAUGGCUCUUAAAAUACUCUAGAACAAAAUAAACUUCUCUCACAGUG
This is a messenger RNA of Ochotona princeps (American pika), 1828 nucleotides long. It is a transcript of the gene CCDC181, whose product is annotated as coiled-coil domain containing 181. NCBI's taxonomy places the organism in Eukaryota, Metazoa, Chordata, Mammalia, Lagomorpha, Ochotonidae. The record is from RefSeq and is a predicted model, not a curated record. The transcript has 6 exons. The coding region runs from base 118 to 1644 and encodes 508 amino acids. Gene Ontology annotation, molecular function: microtubule binding.